AAUUCACUUAUCACUUUUUCUCGAGAUCCCGCCAUCCCGCCAUGACUGACAAAAAGUCUGGUUCGCAAGCGACAAGCCACCACCUGCAACCACUCGACUACCCCGUACACCUCUGCUCCGGCCAUGAGGCUCUAUAAACGACGGUAAUAGAUCAUAUGCACCAUCGCCAUCAUGAGUUCCAUGUUCAAGAAAAAGGGCGGUAUGGCUUUCAAGCCGAAAAUGCCCCAGGCUCGUCCUCGAGCGCCUGGGGCUGCCGCGCCGCAGCCCCCGAGGGCGCCGUCGUCGACUGCGACCGAACCCGCGGCCGAGGCAGGGACUCCCGCCGUUCCGAGCGAUACGCCAGUGCAGGUGAUGGCCGGAACCAGCGCGGGAGCGAAGGAUCCCGCCGGAGAACAGCCCACCAACACCCCGCCAUCGACCGAGCCGAACACGAUGCCCCAACCACAACCGUCAGCGGAUGAGCCUGCUGCUCCUGCUUCGACAUCGAACAAGAGCAACCAGAGGAAAGCCGCCGAACCUUUCGCCAGCCGGCCAACAGCGCAGACGUCAACCGCCUCUGUGCAGAGCGCCCAGCAGCCAGCAUCGGCUGCCGGCGAAGCCCAUAUGUCCGAGACGUCAACGCCCGCCGCCCAGCUAAAUACACCACCCGCCACCGCCUCUUCCGUGACCGAGGUGGCUCUUACGACAGAAACCCAGGGCGACACUGGGGCUGUGCCAGCAGAUCAUGUACUGGACGCAACUACAAAAGGUCCCGUCAAGCGGUCCCGAAAACGAGCCACAGAAGCGGCCGAGACUGCUGCAGGAGCCGAAAACGGUACCGCGGCCCCGAAACCCAAGCGACCGCGGAAACAGAAGGAAGUCACCACGGAUGGCGAGGCGGCUCAGACACGGCCACCUCGGCCGAGGAAGAGGAGGACGACGGAGGACGGCACGACGACGGAGACGGAUACGAUAUCAAAGACGUCGUCGAGACCCCGCCGAGCCCGCUCGGUAACACCGGAGGACGCCGAGAACCAGGAGGCUGACCUCAGCACCCUCACUAUGGGGGACUUGACGAGGGACCUCCGUAUUGGCAAGAAGUUCAGCCGGCAUGAGGAGCUCCUGCAGCGCCAUCGCGAGAAGCAGGCGAGGGCCCGGGAGAGGCUCAAGGCCAAGAGGAACGGCUCGGAAGAUGUUGCUUCGGAGAGCGGGACACCUGCGCCAACGUCGAGCGGGCAGGCGACGCCCGCGGCCGCCCUCCCGCCGAAGCCGACCAGCAUGGUCUCGACAGGACCCCAAUUCCAGAUCAUCGACGGCCAGAUCGUGGUGGACCAAAACUCACUGAGCCUCGACCGUCACGCCAUCGCCGCUGCGGCCGCCGAGGGCGAGGACAUGCUCGAGAUCGAAGAGAACGACUUCACGACCCUCACGACGCAGAACAGCUACAGGACGGGCUCGAAGCUUAAGGGGCCCAACGUGUGGACCGAGGAGGAGACGGAGCUCUUCUACCGCGGGCUCCGUAUGUUUGGCACCGACUUUCAGAUGAUCAGCGGCAUGUUCCCCGGCAAGAACCGGCGGCACGUCAAGAUGAAGUUCAACCGCGAGGAGCGCCACGCGCCCGCGCGCAUCGACGCCAUCCUCGUCGGCAAGAAGGAGCUCCAGAUCGACCUCGAGGAGUACAAGACGUGGACCAAGGCCGAGUACGAACCCGUCGAGGCCAUCAUGGCGGCGCAGCGCGCGCAGCAGGCCAAGUUCGACGCCGAGCAGGCAAAGGUCAAGGCGGCCAAGGACGCCAUCAACGCCAGGAACUUUGCCUCCCUGCAGGACAGGGGCGAGGGCGGGCCUGCAAAUGAGUCCUCCGCGGCAGCGGGCAGUGGUGGUGGUGCGGCCGGCGGCGGCAGCGGCAAGUCCAGGCCGAAGCAGCAGGCCAACGUGGGCCCUCAAAUAACGGUCGACGCCGACGGCAUGAUCACCAUCGACGAGACCGACAUGGACCUGGACGCCGGGCGGGGCAAGAAGAGGGGCGCGGGCAGAGCCAAGAAGAAGGCCGUCGAGUACAACAUGCGCGGCGAGAUUAUCCACCGAUGAAGGCGCUGGAACGAACGGGGGCUACGCGGGCAAGGGAGUGGGAAACCGGAGCGGCUACCAGAGACAGAUACCCUUUGCUUUUUCACGAGGAAAAGAUACAACACAACACGGUCUUGGUGGGGGCACCUACAUUUGCAUCAGGCGGCGUCGGUAUUACGGUUUCUUUCUUUGGGUUAUGUAGUUUGCAGCGAGGGUUCAGGAAUCGAAUCGGAACACACACGGGCAGGACGCCCUGCGCACAGCCGCGGGAACACUCGCAAUAGCUUUUAUUGGAGAUCUUUAGGACCCUCUUUUCCAGCCAACGUGCUUUAACUAUACAUGUUUGCCGUC
Molecule: messenger RNA, 2397 nt
Organism: Colletotrichum navitas
Lineage: Eukaryota; Fungi; Ascomycota; Sordariomycetes; Glomerellales; Glomerellaceae
Product: myb-like DNA-binding domain-containing protein
Exons: 1
Coding region: 172-2067 (631 amino acids)
Biological process (GO): RNA polymerase III preinitiation complex assembly
Cellular component (GO): transcription factor TFIIIB complex
Molecular function (GO): TFIIIC-class transcription factor complex binding
Source: RefSeq, a predicted model, not a curated record